Molecule: messenger RNA, 3509 nt
Organism: Acanthochromis polyacanthus (spiny chromis)
Lineage: Eukaryota; Metazoa; Chordata; Actinopteri; Pomacentridae
Product: SH2 domain-containing adapter protein E-like
Exons: 6
Coding region: 819-2207 (462 amino acids)
Molecular function (GO): phosphotyrosine residue binding
Source: RefSeq, a predicted model, not a curated record
UUUAUUGUCUACUGUACAUGUACUUAUAACCUGGUUUCUUGACUUAUAUGAAGCCAAAACAGACAGCAGCAGGAGUGUAUUUUUAUCAACAACGCCAUACUGGAUUAACUCCUUCUUAUAUGCCUACUUUUCUAACAUGAGUGUCUUUAAAAACAAGCAUACUACAGUUUAAAUGGAGGCUGUAUUAAUUAGGGCUAUAAGGGAUAAUUUAUUAUUGGUGGGUUAUGCUGGCAUAGAUCAGUCUAAAUUUGAAUUCUACACUCACUAAAUGGUUCCAGACGCUUAUCACCGCCCACCAGGUCCUGCCUCCCCUCUCCCAGCUCCAGACACCCCCUUCCUCCCCUGUAUCCUCCAGGCGCAGUCCGGAGCCUCGGUGCGACAGUGGACGCUUGUUAAAAGACAGAUAAGCCACUGUGGGAAUGGGAGCACAAAUCAGAAGUAAGAAAAACUUUGCCUUUUUUAGGAUCAUCCCACUCCGGAGACACCUCUUCAUCCAAAGGGAAUAAACCAGAGCAAGGAGCAGGUGUAAGAAAAAAAAUACUCACAAAUGGGAUAAAGUAUUUGUUAUUUUUACUUUUGCCAAACAGGCACUGGAUUUGUUUUAAAUCAGCUUAGAAGAACAGAGCCACAGACUGUUUUAAAAGUAUUUAUGACAUGCUUUAAACGGAGGUGUGGAGAUCCUGUCAACACAGGCUGCAUCCUAGAAUAAAGCAGCGGAAAUCUUUUGUUAGAAAGGCAGCAGUUUCUAAAGGUGCGUCUCUGGGGUGUAUGGAGCUGGAAGGUAGCGGAGCAACAGCACAGAUUCACCGGAGUCCAACAUGGCAAAGUGGUUCAAGGAGUUCCCCAUGAAUCUGAAGAACGGUACCGACAGGAUCCGCUCAGCCUCCGAGUCCGGCUCCCAACCGAGAUCCAACAAGGCCGGACUGGUGUCCAAAGCUCCGGCCUCCAAACCGGGCCAGCGCAAGAACUCCUCUUCUGAUACCGGAGGAGGUGGAGGAGGGGUUGGGUCGCUCCUGUCCGGCAGGAACCGAAAGAACUCGGCUGCAGAGUUGGCAAAAGGGAGUUCACCGAAAGAUGGGAAAGUUUGGGACACUCUUCUGUCUGGGAAAAGUCGCAAAAACUCCAAAGCGGAGCCGGUGUUCGAGGAGCAGCAACGAACCCUGAAGACUUCUCCGUCCGCCAGUGCCUACAUCAGCCGGCUGAUCAGAGUGGACAAGCAGGACAAGAGCCCCAACUUCAACAGCGGAACCAUCCCCGGUCCAGUGGUACCAGAGGCUGAGAAACAAGCCCAGAGCAAAACAGAAACAGUGAUCAUUCUGGAGGACUACGCAGAUCCGUUUGAUGCUCAGAAGACCAGAGAGCAACGGGAGGCAGAGAGAGUCGGGGAGAACGACGGCUACAUGGAGCCUUACGACGCACAGCAGAUGAUCACAGAGAUCAGACGUCGGGGAUCUAAGGACCUGCUGAAGGUGUGUGUGCUGAUGGAGGGCAGCGAGGGAUCGGUGGAGGACGGCCAGCCUGUUCCUUUACAGAUUUAUGACAUCCCAUAUGAGGGCAGCGGCGACAGUGACAAGACGGUGAUCAGCAGGCCUGAGCUGGACCCUCGACUCUCCACUGAGUACGAGCUGCCCUGGGAGUGGAAGAAGGAGCACAUCGUUAGAACUCUAUCAGCACAGUUUGACAGCGCUGAUCGGCCAGCCAAAGAUGAGACGCCUCACCCCACGCUCACCAGACAGCCUCAGCAUCCAGCAGCCCAGCAGCAGCAGAAUCAGCAUCUGAGGCAGAAAAGCUGGACGCAGAAGAUCCUGAGGUCCUCUCCUCCGACCAUGCCGCCGUCCUCCGCUCCCAGCCCUGAGAGCGAGGCCUGCUGUGUCGACCCCUCCCUGCCACUGGAAAAACAAAGCUGGUACCACGGCUGUGUGACUCGUCAGGAGGCGGAGUUUCAGCUGCUGUCCUGCAGAGAGGCCAGCUUCCUGGUCAGGAACAGCGAGUCGGACAACAGCAAGUACUCCAUCGCCCUCAAGACGAGUCAGGGCUGCGUUCACAUCAUUGUCGCCCAGACAAAAGAGAACGGCUACACCCUGGACCAGAGCAGCUGUGUGUUCCCCAGCAUCCCCAAGGUGGUGCAUCAUUACUGCACCCAGCGUCUGCCUUUCAACGGCGCCGAGCACAUGACCCUGCUGCACCCGGUGCCUCGCAUCCACUGACUCUACUGGCUUAGGCAGAGCAAAACAAACACACCUCCGGGCAAGAAUGGAGAGGAAAAAACGUCACCUCUGAUCAGUGAAAAGUGUACUGCCACCGCUGUCCUCGCUUUAUUAUUUAUCUGAGCAACCCUCCUUUGUGUGUUGCUUUUUAUUUGAUCAUGAAAAUGUCAGUGAGUCACUCUUUGGAUGGCUUCCUCUUUCUGUCUUUGCUUCACUCCGAUGCAAAACAUCCCAGCUGCUGUUUUGCAUGUGAACAAGCUCAGUGGAGAUGACAAGGCACUUUUACUGAUUAAAUGUGACUCGGAUGUUUUAAUCAGCCACUAUUCCUACAUUAAAAGCUGCACAUGGUAUUUUUGUUACUGAAUGAAAUCCUCAACCAUUGUGGCUCCACUUCCCCCUCUGGUGGACGUGCUGGUACACUGCAGCAGCAACACAAAGAGUUUUCUCACUAAACUUAAUAAAUCCAUGCACAUGAGCGUAUCAUUCCACCUGAACAAACUUCAUCUGUUUCAUGAGCGUCCUGCAGCGUGUUUCUAAUUCACGCUCUCAUGCUUGUCAGUUUUCCGUAAACCGCCGUCCCCUUGAGGAUUUCCUCUGUUUUACUGUGAAUGAAGGACAUUGUUAUCUGCACUGUGAAGAGUGACUGAUUCACCCUGAUGCAAUGUGCUGGAAGGAGUAAUGGCUUUAACAGUCAGAGGCUACAUUUCGUCUUUAGUUUCCAGCUAAAGCGGCCUGUUAUUUCUUGGAAUCAUCUGUAAAACAAUCCUGAAAAUGCCUGCGAUUUGUGGUAAGAAAACAUAAAAUUAAUGUCUCUGCGGGGCUGCAAGUGGAGAUCAUUCGCAGAAAAAAAGAGCAAGAAAAGAAAGGAAGAAAAAGCAGUUUAAACAUCACUGUGUAAGGAAAUGUCAGUCACUCAGACCCCUGUUGGGGAAAAGUAAUACCCCCUGGUGCUUAGUGAGAAGUGGUGACGACAAUGUGUUAUAUCUACUGAAGUUUUUUAAAAUAUAUAUUUUAAAUCUAACUCAUCAGCAUUUGGUAAAGUGUGUUUAUUCCUAAUUUGCUGGAAGUCAUUGAACCCAGCGGUGUCAAACUCAUUUUAGUUCAGAUGCCAUAUUCAACCCAAUCUGACCUCCAGUGGGCCGGACCAGUAAAAUCACAGCAUAAUACCCCAUAAAUGACCACAACUCCAAAUUUUGCCUUUGUUUUAGUGCAAUAAAGUCCACAUUUAAGGAAUUUUCUUUUUGCGAAACAUUGUAAAUAACCUGCAAUUUCUUAAGAUAAAUAAAUUCAAUUUCUACACCA